CCAGAACAGAUCCCUCCCCCCUCUCGCGCCUCCAGCCCCCCUGCCCCCCCCCCCCCCACCCUGCCCUGCCGCUGCCCUGCCCUCCUGCCGCCGCCUGUCGCCGUCGCCGGUCGCCGCCGUCGCCUCCGUCAAGGCCAAUCCUGCCGUCUCACCGCUCCUGCCACCGCACGGUUCCGCCGUCAACUCCUACGAAUUUGCAAGAAUGAGUGAUAAUCGAUCGUGGAUGUACGCGAGAUACAAUGAUCGUGCUGCAUUUGAAACGGGACUUGAGAGUUUCCUCGAGUUUGCGAUAAAUCAAACAGCGUAUACAGAUGGAAUUGGUAACAUUAGGUGCCCGUGUAGGAAGUGUAAGAAUAAAGUCUUUGCAUCUGUACCUACAGUCAGAGAACAUGUUACUAGGCGUGGAUUUGUCCACAAUUACACGAACUGGUGUUAUCAAGGGGAAGCACCAGUGUAUAUGCCAGCAGAACAUACUAUAAUGGAUGAGGAUGAUGGGUCAUACAGUAAUUACCAAAGGAUGGUGCAUGAUCAUGCUGGACCUAGUAAUUAUCAAGAUCCUCCAAAUCUUGAGGAGCCGCCUAAUCCUGACGCUCAACAAAUUUAUGACAUGUUGAACGCAGCCGAUAGUCCUCUAUACCCAGACUGUGAUACUUACUCACAGUUAUCCUGGAUGACACAGAUGAUGAGCAUAAAGGUUGAAAAUCACAUGUCAGAGAGAUGUUUUAAUCAGAUAUCUGAGAUGGUUCAAAAGGCUUUACCGAAGGAUAACAACUGCCCUGACAGCUUUUACAGUACGAAGAGAAAUCUGCGCGGGUUGGGUUUGCCAGUAGAGAAGAUUGAUUGUUGCGUUAAUAACUGCAUGUUGUAUUGGGGGGACGACAGUGAGCUAGAGAGUUGUAAUUUUUGUGGUGCAUCACGAUAUAAGGAGAACUUGCGUGCAUCUGGAAGCCGCCGAAAGAAACGUGUGGCCGCCAAACAGAUGCACUAUUUUCCUUUGACGCCCCGACUGCAAAGGUUGUUUGCAUCUGCGGCAACAGCCGAAAAUAUGCGAUGGCAUGCGACUUCAAUAGAAGAUGGGAUCAUGCGCCACCCAGCAGACUCUCCGGCAUGGAAACACUUGAAUUCAGUAUAUCCUGGAUUCACCGAGGAGAUAAGAAAUGUGAGAUUAGGCCUUUCUACAGAUGGUUUUGCCCCAUUUGCACAAUCAGGGCGUCAAUAUUCUUCUUGGCCGGUCAUUGUCACACCGUAUAACUUGCCUCCGUGGUUGUGCAUGAAAGAACAAUUCAUGUUCCUCACUGUCCUCGUGCCUGGGCCAUCUAACCCAAAGAUGAAGUUGGAUGUUUUCUUACAGCCACUGAUACAUGAGUUGAAAUAUUUGUGGGAGGUUGGUGUGAACACUUAUGACAUAUCGUUGCAGCAAAAUUUUCAGAUGCGGGCAGCUCUAAUAUGGACUAUUAGUGAUUUUCCAGCGUACGCUAUGUUGUCUGGGUGGGGUACAGCUGGGAAAUUGGCAUGUCCACACUGUAUGGAGAAUACAGACGCAUUUACACUAACGAAGAGUGGUAAACAAUCGUGGUUUGACAAUCAUCGGAAGUUCUUACCUCGUGACCAUGUGUUUAGGAGAAAUAAGACUUCAUUCUUGAAGAAUAAGACAUGCAAUGUGGGUCCACCAGAACACAGAUCCGGAAUAGAAAUCUUGAAUCAAAUUGAGGGGUUGGGCUUCGUGAAGGUUACCGAAGACUUCGAUAACAAGAACGCUCAACUUGCAAAAUAUGAACAUGUUGGGUGGAAGAAGAAAAGCAUAUUUUGGGAUCUUCCCUAUUGGAAGGACCUUUUGAUUCGACAUAAUCUGGAUGUCAUGCACAUUGAAAAAAAUGUGUUUGAUAAUGUGUUUAAUACCGUCCUCAAUGUGAAGGGGAAGACAAAAGAUACCGAAAAGUCGAGAGAAGAAUUGAACAUCUUCUGUCGACGGCCUGAAUUGAAGAAAGUGGAUGGAUCCCGACUGUAUCCAAAAGCAUGUUAUACGCUUGAAAGGGAUGAAAAGAAAAUCUUACUUCAAUGGAUCAAGAGUCUUAAGUUUCCCGAUGGGUACAUGUCAAAUAUUAGCAGAUGCGUUGAUUUGAACGCUCUGAAGAUGCAUAACAUGAAAAGCCACGACUGUCACGUGUUCAUGCAAUUACUACUACCUGUAGCCUUUAAAGAACUUCUUCCUAAGAAUGUUUGGGAGGCAAUUACAGAGUUAAGUUGUUUCUUUAGAGAAUUAACAGCCCGCAAUAUCUCAAUACAUGAUAUGGGAAUACUCAAUGAGAAGAUAUCAGUUACUCUAUGCAAACUUGAGCGUAUCUUCCCCCCGAGUUUCUUUGAUUCAAUGGAGCACCUACCAGUUCAUUUGGCAGAUGAAGCACGAUUGGCUGGUCCAGUGCAGUAUCGGUGGAUGUAUCCUUUUGAACGAUAUUUGAGGACAUUGAAAAAUCAUAUCAGAAACAAAGCUCAGGUUGAAGCAUCCAUCAGCAAUGCAUAUAUACUAGAGGAAAUGUCUACCUUCUCUUCAUAUUACUUUGAGGAUCAUGUGACUACAAAGUGGAGAAAUUUGCCUCGCAAUAUUGAAGAGUCUGUUGAAGACAGUGAUGAUCCUAAUCAACUCUUAAUCUUCAAACCAGUUGGACGUCCGAUUGGGCGAAUGACAAAGAGAUACAUGGAUCCUAAAGAAUACAUGGCUGCGCAUAUGUAUAUUUUGAGCAAUUGUGCGGAGGUUGCAAACACAUAUAUCAAGAUCUUCGAGGACGAAAUGCGCUACGUAAAUCCUUCACUAACCGAAGCCGAGUUAGAGAGUGCUUUCGACAAGGAUUUUAUGUUGUGGUUUGGCCAUUAUGUGAUUCGCCCUUCUAACAAUGAUUUGAACCCGUAUAUCAAGUCGCUUGCAGCCGGGCCUUUAACUGAGAUUGAGACAUACUCGGGGUAUUUUGUGAAUGGCUAUAGAUUUCACACGACUGAUCUUGAUGGAGAGCGCGCAACUGUGAACAGUGGCGUGUGCAUAAAAGGCUCGGUCUAUGGUAGAGAUGUGCAAGACUUUUAUGGGCGUCUACAAGAGGUGUGUGUGCUGGAGUAUGGGGGUACUGUGGACAUUGACCCACCAAUUCUUGUUCAUCCCCUCGGUGGAAUCGUUGACAUUGAAGAUGACGAUGACCCAGAAGACGACGACCAAUCGUUGACAUCUGAUGACGCCAGUAAUGAUGACGACGCCAGUAAUGAUGAUGACAGUAGUUGA
Molecule: messenger RNA, 3268 nt
Organism: Salvia miltiorrhiza (redroot sage)
Lineage: Eukaryota; Viridiplantae; Streptophyta; Magnoliopsida; Lamiales; Lamiaceae
Exons: 6
Coding region: 203-3268 (1021 amino acids)
Source: RefSeq, a predicted model, not a curated record